This is a messenger RNA of Pseudozyma hubeiensis SY62, 1932 nucleotides long. RefSeq names its product glycoside hydrolase. Gene Ontology annotation, molecular function: glucosidase activity. NCBI's taxonomy places the organism in Eukaryota, Fungi, Basidiomycota, Ustilaginomycetes, Ustilaginales, Ustilaginaceae. Gene Ontology annotation, cellular component: endoplasmic reticulum membrane; plasma membrane. Gene Ontology annotation, biological process: (1->6)-beta-D-glucan biosynthetic process; fungal-type cell wall organization. The record is from RefSeq and is a predicted model, not a curated record. The transcript has a single exon. Bases 1 to 1932 code for a protein of 643 amino acids.
AUGAAUCGCGACGACGAUGCUAUCGAUAGAGCGGGUCUGCUGUCAUCAGACAACGAACGAGAGGUUGGCAGCUACUCGAGACCAUUCCGAAGAGAUCCUUCGCCCAAUGUGUUGCAUUCCAACAUUGUCCAGCCCGGCAAAGGCACCAGCACACUUCAUUCCUACUCGACCGGGUCGCAAUCCACCCAUAAUGGCAUGGCGACGCCCAGAUUCCUGGGUGCCUAUCGUGGAUCAUCAGCAAACUCCGAGUCGGAUUUGAGCGUCCACUCAUCCUCCCAGUUCAGCUAUGCUAGCAACGGCGAAAAAGCUGCAUUCGCUGCCAAGGCUGGAGCGGCUCCCCUGGGCUCCAACUUUGAAGAUGACGAAGAUGACUGGCUCCACGACCCUAAAGCCAAGAGCAGGGCAAGCGGCGAUUCCUUCGCUUCCAUGCGAGGAAUCUUGAACGUAGGCACUCUGCUCCUCAUCGGGUUGUGUCUCCUAAUGCUCUUUCUCGGAUACCCUGUCAUCAUCCAGCUUCGCAAGAAUCACGCAGACGGUACCGGCUCCUCAUCCCUCUCCACCACCAACACCUUCACCACGUUCCCUACGCAGAUGAAGCGCGGCUUGAUCGACCAAGAGACGCCACAGACAGCCUACCAGCGCACUUCGCCCACCGACAAUUCCGGCUGGCAUCUCGUCUUCAGCGAUGAGUUCAACACUCCCGGACGCACCUUCUGGCCGGGCGACGAUCCCUUCUUCGAAGCGUUUGAUGGUUACUAUGCAGGAACGAGGGACUACGAGUUCUAUACGCCGGAAGCCAUCAAUACCACGGACGACGGCAAACUUCAGAUAUCUUUCGAGGAGAAGGAGAUCAAGAAUCUGAAUUUCCGUUCGGGCAUGUUACAAAGCUGGAACAAGGCCUGCUUCACAGGAGGCUACCUCGAAAUCAGAGCGCAAUUGCCAGGCGCUCCUGACACCGCCGGCUUCUGGCCCGGUCUAUGGUUGAUGGGUAACCUCGGCCGACCAGGAUAUAAUGGCGUGAAUGAAGGCAUCUGGCCGUAUUCGUACGCUGGCUGCGACACUGGUGCGUUACCGAACCAGACCUGGAUCAACGGUACAGGUCCCCAACAUGCUAUCUACGCAAACGGAGAAUUCUCCUACCAGGUCAACCACAAGCUUUCGUAUCUGCCAGGAUUGCGCUUCCCCGCCUGUACCUGUCCAGGUGAGGACCAUCCUGGCCCAAACAACAACGUCGCGCGCAGCAGCCCAGAGCUCGAUAUGCUCGAGGCCACGAUCGGAGCAAAAGGCGGACAGUCCUCUCAGUCGCUCCAAGUAGCGCCUUUCGACGUUGACUACUUUUACAACAAUGUCUCUGGAACGGAUUACAUCGUCCAUGACACGGACACCACCAAAAUCAACGGCUACCACGGAAACGAGCUGCAAGAAUCGGUGUCUGCGCUUGCUGCAAUUCCUGAUCGAGCUUAUCAGAGGUCUCCAAACGCGGACUUUGUCAACUUCGCGGUCGAGUGGGAGCCGGACAUGAAUGGCGACGGUAAAGGAUUGGAUGGCGAAAGUGAGGCAUACAUCACGUGGUUGAUUGAUGACAAGCCCACCUGGACGUUGAAGGCAAGCGCAUUGACUGGGGUCCCGGAGUUGGAUAUCAGCAGAAGAUUAAUCCCAAGGGAAGCCAUGUCGAUGAUUCUCAACCUUGGCAUGGCUUACAACUUCCAGCCUCCGAAUUGGAGGACUCUGGAGUUCCCGGGCACGUUGAAGAUCGACUACGUACGCAUGUACCAGCGGGAUGGGCGCCCGGACCGUGUUACUUGCGAUCCGAAGGACUUCCCUACCAGAAAGUAUAUCGAGAGGCACCAGGAUAUCUACCAGAAUGUCAACAUCACCACCUGGCCUAAGGAUCGCCUUCCAAAGAAUAGGUUGACCCACCCUCAAUGCUGA